UGUCUCUGUAGCCAACAAAAGCACGACAGAAACUUCAAGCGGCGUCUGAAGAUAUUAACUACUGCAAAGAUGGUGUUGAAAGCUGUCUGUGUGCUGAGAGGAGCUGGAGAGACCACUGGGACUGUUUAUUUUGAGCAGGAGAAUGAUUCCAGCCCUGUGAAGUUGACAGGAGAAAUCAAAGGCCUUACUCCUGGUGAGCAUGGUUUCCAUGUCCAUGCUUUUGGAGACAACACAAACGGGUGCAUCAGUGCAGGGCCUCACUUCAAUCCCCACAACAAGAAUCAUGCCGGUCCUAAUGAUGCAGAGAGGCAUGUUGGAGACCUGGGAAACGUGACUGCAGGAGAAGGUAAUGUUGCGAAAAUUAACAUCACGGACAAGAUAAUCACCCUCACUGGCCAGCACUCCAUCAUUGGCAGAACCAUGGUGAUCCAUGAGAAGGCUGAUGACCUGGGAAAAGGAGGCAACGAAGAAAGUCUAAAGACGGGCAACGCAGGUGGACGUCUGGCCUGUGGAGUCAUCGGCAUUACCCAGUAAACAAUCUGCUCGAACUUGGAGCAGAAGCACUGGAAGCAACUUUCCCCCUGAGCACUUAGCAGGCGCAACAUAGCUACUUGAUGUGACAGUUUGUCCUUUUCAAUACUCUGAGGCUUUUUAUUUACUAACUAGUCAAGAGAGUAGAUGAGCCAUGCUUUACCUCGUCUGUUCCUCACGAUAAUUGUAUGUAUGUGUUUCUAUGUCUGUUCAUCAGUUUUGGUCCCAAAGAAUUGGCAACGCACAAGUAAUAAACUGAUGUACAUGAUUUACAAAGUCUAUCAAUAAAUUAUGAGGUCAUCUGGA
Messenger RNA from Thunnus maccoyii (southern bluefin tuna), 837 nucleotides. It is a transcript of the gene sod1, whose product is annotated as superoxide dismutase 1, soluble. The record is from RefSeq and is a predicted model, not a curated record. Gene Ontology annotation, molecular function: copper ion binding; superoxide dismutase activity. The coding region runs from base 70 to 534 and encodes 154 amino acids. NCBI's taxonomy places the organism in Eukaryota, Metazoa, Chordata, Actinopteri, Scombriformes, Scombridae. Gene Ontology annotation, cellular component: nucleus; cytosol; peroxisome. The transcript has 5 exons. Gene Ontology annotation, biological process: removal of superoxide radicals.